Glarea lozoyensis ATCC 20868 is the source of this 1008-nucleotide messenger RNA. Its product is annotated as alpha/beta-Hydrolase. NCBI's taxonomy places the organism in Eukaryota, Fungi, Ascomycota, Leotiomycetes, Helotiales, Helotiaceae. Gene Ontology annotation, molecular function: hydrolase activity. The transcript has 2 exons. The record is from RefSeq and is a predicted model, not a curated record. The coding region runs from base 1 to 1008 and encodes 335 amino acids.
AUGGACAACACCAACACCAAAGACCCAGUCUACCUAGACACCUUCCCCCUCACCACCCGCAUCGGCCUCUUCCUCCGCGUCCACGCCCUCAAACUCCUCACCAGCACCAUCUUCCUCUUCCUCAACCUCCCCGGCGUCAGAGACCCUAAAAUCCAACCCACCUACACCAAGAAAUACGCCUCUCGCCCAACCCUCGAAACACGCGUCUACAUUCCACGCUCCUACAAAAGCGGAGAUGCCCUCCUCCCGCUCUACCUCAGCAUCCACGGCGGCGGCUUCGCCCUCAUGGCCCCAAAAGCAGACGACAAAUUCUGCUCCGAGUUCGCGAACAAGUACGGCGUCUUGGUCGUAAACCUCGAUUAUCCCAAGAGUCCUGCGUCUAAAUUCCCCGCACCCAGCGAGGCGUUGGUAGAUCUCGUGCACGCCGUCCUAACCGACACCUCCCUCCCCUUCGACCCCAAGAAAGUCGCCAUCGGCGGUUUCAGCGCCGGCGGCAAUCUCUCACUCUCAGUCGCCCAGUUCCCCAGUUUGAAAGGCAAGAUCGGAGGCGUGGUCGCUUACUAUCCACCCGUCAAUUUCAGCGUGCCGGUCGAAGUGAGUAUGGCGUCCCGACCUAGCCACGCACCCCCGGAUAUCCUGUACGCGAAUGCGAAUACGUUUAACUGGGCGUAUAUUGCUAAGGAUCAGGAUCUGAAGGAUCCGUUGCUCAGUCCUGCGUUUGCGAAGAAGGAGAAUCUGCCGAGUAAGGUGUAUCUUAUUGGUUGUGAGUUUGAUAUGUUGUGUCGGAGUGCGGAGAUUAUGGCGGAGAAUUUGGCGAAGGUUGGGGGGAGCAAGGAGAGGAGAGGGGAUGAGAUUUGUUGGGAGAGGAAUGGUGUUAAGUGGGAGAAGAUUGCAUUUGAUACCGUGCCAAAGGUUGACCCCGUAGUCCGCGCCCGCCGUGAAAAGAGACGAAUUGAAAUGCAUCAGAGUGUUGCGGAGUGGUUGUUUCGAGAGGUGUACAGCAACUAG